AUGAGGUAUUCGAUGCUUCUGAGCGCGCUCUGCGCCCUGGGUGCCGUGGCUGAGAAAUCUUAUGUCACUGAAUGGACCACCGCCACCGUAACUGACUGGACUGUUGUGACUAUCACCACUACGGUCACUAUCAAGCCCACAGCCAGCACCAGCACCAGCACUACUGCCGCUGUCGAGCCUACCACCACCAGGGAGUCUCAGGUUAAGGUCCAUGACCCUAUCCCUGAGGUUGCCUCUAUUGAGACUAGUACAACCACUGCUGCCGCUGCCACUGUCGCUACAACUGUCGCUGCCACUGUCGCUGCCUCAACUGAAACGGCCUCGACCUCCACCUGGGAGUCCACCUAUAGCUCUUCUUGGACCUCCGUUAUUACUGAAGCAGCAACCACCUCCACCGCUUCCACAACCGCCACCACUACCACUUCCUCUGCUACCACUUCCUCUGCUACCACUUCCUCUGCUACCACUUCCUCUGCUACCACUUCCUCUGCUACUGCUACCGCUACUGCUACCGCUGCCAACACUUACCAGUCGAACGUUAUUUACAGCCACAACGUUCACCGUAGCAACCACUCUGCCACCUCGCUUACCUGGUCCGAUGAUCUCGAGGCCAGUGCCCAAGUGCUCGCUGCGCGUUGCGUCUACGAGCAUGAUACGAGCAUCAACGGCGGUGGAUACGGUCAAAACAUUGGUUAUGGUGUCUCUGCGGAUGAUGUCGCUGUCAUGAUUUCCAACCUGAUGUACAACGAUGAGAUGGAAUACUUUGCCAGCCUUUACGGCGAGGCCAACCCUGAUAUGACCGAUUUUGAGAAAUGGGGCCACUUUUCUCAAAUUGUGUGGAAGGGAACCACCAAAGUUGGCUGUGCCACCGUUACUUGCAACAGUCUUGGCAAUGUUGAUUCCUCCAUGGCAUUGCCCUUCACUGUCUGCAACUACGGUCCUCCAGGAAACUACGAUGGCGAGUAUGCAGAUAACGUGGGUCGUCCUCUUGGAGAUGCUCCUUACAUUGCUUCCUAA
Molecule: messenger RNA, 1017 nt
Organism: Aspergillus ochraceoroseus IBT 24754
Lineage: Eukaryota; Fungi; Ascomycota; Eurotiomycetes; Eurotiales; Aspergillaceae
Product: CAP domain-containing protein
Exons: 3
Coding region: 1-1017 (338 amino acids)
Cellular component (GO): extracellular region
Source: RefSeq, a predicted model, not a curated record